Vicia villosa (hairy vetch) is the source of this 777-nucleotide messenger RNA. RefSeq names its product F-box/kelch-repeat protein At3g06240-like. The transcript has a single exon. The record is from RefSeq and is a predicted model, not a curated record. Lineage: Eukaryota; Viridiplantae; Streptophyta; Magnoliopsida; Fabales; Fabaceae. The coding region runs from base 1 to 777 and encodes 258 amino acids.
AUGUUGUGGAACCCGGCUACCACCGAAUUCAAGAUCAUUUUUGCUCGAUAUAAUAGUUUUUCAAGGGUUACGUCCGAUCAUUAUCAAGUCGGUUAUGAUCAUGUUAAAGAUGAUUAUAAGAUGAUAAGGCGCACUCAUUGUCCUUCUAGUACAAGUGAAUGCGGGAUUUCCUCCUUCUGGGAGAUAUUUAGCUUAAACAAUAACUCUUGGAGGAAAAUUGAUGGCCAUUUUCACUCAUCUCACUCAUAUAGAUGCAGUGAAGAAGUGUACGUGGAUGGAGUGUCUCAUUGGUGUGAAAAAAUUGGAACACAUACACAUUUGGUGUCAUUUGACUUCAGCAAAGAGUCUUUUAUUACAACACCCGUGCCCUCUUACACAGAUGAUGUUUAUGAUAUUAUUUCGAAAAUGUGGACGAGUAAUAGAAUUUUGGCAGUAUUAAAUGGAUCUAUUGGUUUUAUAGUAUAUUAUGAAAAGAUAAGUACAUUUGAUAUUUUAAUUUUGGGUGAUCUCGGUGUAGAAGAAUCGUGGACUAAACUCUUUAUUGUUGGGCCUUUACCUUGCCUUAAGAUUCCAAUUGGAAUAGGGAAGAAGGGAAAUAUAUUGAUCAGAAAGAAAGACGGCGAACUAGCUUGGUUUGAUAUAAUUACCGGGACUAUUGAAGAGAUUGGUGUUACUGCAAAAACUUAUGGCAGGAUAUAUUUCCAUAAAGAAACCCUUCUUCCAAAUGGAGAAAUAUAUAGUAAAUUUUCGUCUUGUUUUCACUCGCGACCUAUAUGA